CACGGGUCAUGCGGUGUCGUCUGAUCAAGAAAACACGCUAUCAACGCGAUCACCGGGCGCGCAGAAAUUAUACUAGUCAUUAUGUUCGGAGGCGCGCUCAUCGUACACUCACUGAACGCCGACGGCCAAACCGCACUAAUCCCUAGGCUUUGAAUCUAACACGCAGCGAAGAUCUCGACGCCAGUCUACUUUUCACGACAACGUUCGCCCGGAACGCGAAGGAGACAACGAAACACGGCCCUGAUUUUCUGUCGACGCGUUUAUACAGGUAGCAGCUAGUAGUCAAACUUGUUUUCGGGGCUCUCUGAUAAAAGUGCCGCGGCAGCGUCCACGCAGCGAUGGAAGUUCGCGUCAUUUCGAGAGUGCUGCUCAUCGCCCUUUUGGACCACUGCUUGGCGGCAAGUGCAGAUGUCUCGGCAUGCCUGGACGCUCGGAACCACAAGAGCGAGCCUGGCCCGGAAUCGAGCCUUUACGGUCACUGCACGCCAUGGAAGGACCACGCGUGUUGUACAGAGCAGACGACGCACGACGUGCACCACAAGGACAUGUACAGCAUGUCGCUGGACUUCUGCGAAGGUCAAACCGGUCGCAAGAUGUCCAACGCUUGCCGGGAGCACUUCCACAAGGACCUCUGUUUCUACGAGUGCGAACCCAACAUCGGGCCCUGGAUCGUCAAGGUGGACCGCAAGAUAGGCAAGGAGCGCUUCUUCGAGGUGCCGCUGUGCUACAGUGACUGCCUCGCGUGGUGGAACGACUGCAGAAACGAUUACGCCUGCACCCCGAACUGGCCGAGGGGAUUCGUGUUUUACGGAGGGACAAACCAUUGCCCCAAGGCAGCGACGUGCGUCACCUUCGAGAAGAUGUACUCGGGUGCGGCCGACUUCUGCAGCAAGGUUUGGGACCACUCGUGGAAAGUGGUGCCGGACGACACGCCCUGCAUGCACAUCUGGUUCAACGACACCAACGGCGGGAACCCCAACAAAGCCGUCGCCGAGUACUACUACAAACGGGCAAAGCCGACCGACGGCUACCCUGAGCUGCCCAACGCCGCCGCCCACGUCGUGUCCUCAGUGGCCGCUCAGCUCGUCUUGUUGCUGGCAACUUCGACAGCUGUCCUCGCGCUGGCCGCUGUGUCUCAAAGUUGUUGAGUGAAUGCGGCGCAUUCAUAAUCAUCCUGGCACGCGCGCGCGCCACUCAGGACUGGAUCAUAAAUUGACGCGUGAAUCAUUCCACGACAUACCCGCAAAACGCCAGAUGCGGGAAUGCCAAGCCUGUAAGCGUCAUCUAAUGCAGGGUGAUCGUCGAUCGAUGCGCUUAGAAAGGCUUGGGCGGAAAUACGAAAGGCAUUUCCGGCUGGCACAACGACGCUGGUAAUUGAGUAUAACCAAGCGUGUCCUUUCAUCAAAAGUGUUGUGUGCAGCUAAUCAUGUUACAGCUAACCGUGUCACAUGUCACUUUUACUUCUUGGGAAUGUUCUUUGGCCUGAAGUUGGUGCAGCUUCAUAUUUUUGCUACUUAUGCGAAGGCAGCUAAUUUUAAAUUCAAUAAAACUUUCGAACAGCUACUGC
Molecule: messenger RNA, 1567 nt
Organism: Dermacentor silvarum
Lineage: Eukaryota; Metazoa; Arthropoda; Arachnida; Ixodida; Ixodidae
Product: folate receptor gamma-like
Exons: 6
Coding region: 339-1148 (269 amino acids)
Cellular component (GO): external side of plasma membrane
Molecular function (GO): signaling receptor activity
Source: RefSeq, a predicted model, not a curated record